GGAUAUCAACGCCAUAUUAGGGGCCUGUAUUGGUUUAGUUGAGGUCGAUAGAGAACGUUCUGUGGAUCGCCUAAUUCACUACACUGCGCAGGACUCUUCACCACAUGUAAGGGAUGGCUAUGCUCAAAUCCUCCCUCUGAACUUGCCAAUAUUUGCCUUGAAGCGUUGUCACUACCGCCACCUGCUGAUCGCUCUGAUGACUGGCCAUUCGGUGGGAAGUCGAGUGAGUAUGCUGCGGACAACUGGGGAAAUCAUGCGCGUGGUCUGGUUGAGGAGACAAUCAAGGCGAUAACAACACAUGGUCUUCUUCAUUGCGAACAGAACAUUAAAAGACUGGGGAAUACGAUGGACUCCCAUGACUCUGUGAGGCAUAUAUGCGCCUUUUGGGGGCUUAGCUCGAACCAUUGAAUGUGAACUACAAAACGGAGCUAUUGUAGACCAACGAGGUCGUACAGGUGGAACAGCUCUGCACAUCGCAACAAGAAUGAAUCAUGUAGAGGUGGUAGGGCUACUACUCGAUGGAGGCUAUGACGUAUAUUUCACAGGACAGUGCGCAUGACACCAUUCUCCUACGCAGGCUGGUAUGGACAGGUGGAGAUCGCCAGAUUGUUGCUGGCAAGAGAUGAUGUGGAGGCCGAUUCCAAAAAUGAGGAGGGCCGAACACCGCUCUCAUUUGCAGCCUGGUAUGGGAAAUUGCAGUUCAAAGCGGCGAAAAAUGGAUGCGUGCCUCUUCUCUCUACAGAAGAUAUUGACGUGAACCUGCAAGACAAGUAUGGAGACUCACCACUGCAUUAUGCAGUGCGUUAUGGACAUCAGAAUGUAGCCUCCUUGCUUCUCUUGCAUUGCAAUAUCGCACCAAAUUUGAAGAACGUGAAGGGACAGACACCACUGCACUGCGCAGUCUUGGGUGUUGAUGGAGAAUAUGAUGUCAACUACAACUCUGCAAGCUCGCGGGAGGCUACUGUGAGCCUUCUUCUUGCGCGCAAUGACGUUCGUGUUGGUUUGGAAGACGACAAUGGAUUGACAACACUGAUGCUUGCUUGCUCUCUCGAGAUUGCGUCCGUCGUAAAACUCUUUUGAAGAGUAUACAGCGGGCUCGGGGUUUAGCUCUAUGGAUGAAAGAGAAAACCGCCUUAAGCGGACGCACAGAGCUUGGAAUAGAACACCAUCAAUAGGCAUGACGAUUGUUGGUCAUCAGACAAUAUAUAGGAGAGAUAUUGCACUACCUUUAUUAUGUUCAAUACCACUGAUUAAAAAGCAAUGUACUUCUCUUAUAUGGCUGACUUUACCUUCCCUC
This is a messenger RNA of Serpula lacrymans var. lacrymans S7.9, 1297 nucleotides long. RefSeq lists its product as uncharacterized. Lineage: Eukaryota; Fungi; Basidiomycota; Agaricomycetes; Boletales; Serpulaceae. Gene Ontology annotation, molecular function: protein binding. The record is from RefSeq and is a predicted model, not a curated record. The coding region runs from base 556 to 1080 and encodes 174 amino acids. Gene Ontology annotation, cellular component: nucleus; cytoplasm. The transcript is spliced from 2 exons.